Bactrocera oleae (olive fruit fly) is the source of this 16103-nucleotide messenger RNA. RefSeq names its product pumilio (gene pum). Gene Ontology annotation, cellular component: cytoplasm; nucleus. Lineage: Eukaryota; Metazoa; Arthropoda; Insecta; Diptera; Tephritidae. The record is from RefSeq and is a predicted model, not a curated record. Gene Ontology annotation, biological process: post-transcriptional regulation of gene expression. Gene Ontology annotation, molecular function: mRNA 3'-UTR binding.
GAGUAGUAUAGAAUUUUCGCAACACGAGUAGAACUUUUCACGCCGCUGCGGAAAAUUCUUGUAUUCUUGUAUAGUAAAGUAUAAUCAUUGUGUAUUUUUUCAAAUAUUUCACUAUUCAAUGAUAAAGUAAUUAAUCAUUGUGUAUAAAUUGUAUAAGAAUAUGUACAACAAUUUUGUUGAAUUUGUAAUUUUCUGUACGUCUUGAGUCUUGUGUUGUUUGUAUACUCGGUACCAACAGCAAGCAAUGUGUUGUUGCUGUCGCUCUCAUCGCGUUUCUUUGCAAAUAUCAAUAAGAACUAAAGUAUAAGUAAAGACCAUAUCUAAAACGCCGAAAAUAAUUAUCCUAAAAGUAAUGUAAUAUAUGGAAAUUGGUUUGAGAAGUCUCCUGAAAUUAUAAAAACUAAACUUUCUAAAAACGGAAUAAGUGUAAAGUAAAUACAUACAUGUUAAAAGAAAUAGCAGGACCAAACAUUGGAAAUUUUUGUUCACAUCCGCAAUUUCUGCGUACAUAACUGUAAGAACGUAUAAUACAGUAAAAGAUGGAACAAAUGUUAAACAUUCUGUCGUAGCUAAGCUAAAAGUGAAGUGAAUUUUAAAAUAUUCAAAAGAAAUUAAAUUUGAAAUAUAAGCGUACUUAUAAAUUUAUCGGGAUAAAGUUUGUGUUAUCUUGUGUCACUUGUAUGCUCAAAGAAUAGCCUUAUAAGGCAAUAAACACAAAAGAAAACCCAUGAAUUGGAAGGACAGCUAAAAUAAUUGUGUACAUGUGUUGUCGCUAUUUGUAAUUGUGUAUGGUGAGCCGAAAAGAGGAAUCACAAUUGUGUUUUAAGUCGUGAAAAAGCAUUUGUAAAAUAUUUGUGUGUAAAUAUAUAUAUAUAUAUAUAAAAUUGGAUUACUUCUUGUAAACACACAUUAAGUGUAGUGUUAAGCGCUAUUUUAUCAACCGCAUCUGUAUAAAGAAAAAAAGUAAAUAAGUGUAUUAAAGCUUUUCGAGCAUUUGUAAAAUAAAAAUCUCAAUAUCAAAGCAUUUUAACGGUUUCCUGCAAUUUUACGAAGAGAAUCGAAAUUCAUAAAAGCUGCAUUUUCACGAGCAUAAAAAAGUGUCUAACGACGUUAAAUAUUUUAAUUGACGUGUUAAGAAUAUAUUGGCGAGAAAGUGUUAAAAUAGUGUGUUAAGGUCGCAUUUAUCACCCAUUGUAUUUAACAGCAUAUGAUUUUAUUCAUUCCGGUUGCAAAAAGUUAAAAUCGGUUGAUCAAUCCUACUACUAAAGCGUUUUCAUUUGCCACUUUGUAAAGUUUAAAUAAAAAAUUAGUUAAUUAAAACGGCUUAUUACCAAUCGAUAAUAAAUACUUGCGCUUCAGUUUUUAUUUCGCUGUUGUGCGUGUGUUAAGUAAAAGCCGUCAAAAUAGAGCUGUUACCAACGCCCACGAUUUCCAUAUCCACGGUUGCACCGCCUACGUUAUCGCCCCAUCAUCAUCCUCACCAACAGCAUCACCAUCUGCAACAAUCUUUUCAACAGCAACAGCAACCACCGCAGCAACAACAACAUCAUCAUCCUAAUUUGCAUACACCAUUCGGUGGUGGCUUUCAUCAUCCUUUCCCGCCACUUUUAUCGCAUCAACAGCAGCAGCAACAACAACAGCAACAAUCGCAACCUAAUUUUCUGCUAACACCGCCACUGCCGGCAACGCCGCAAUCACAACUGCAACAACAGCAGCAACAACAUCAUCAUCAACAACAACAACAGCAGCAGCAGCCUCAUCAACAGCAACAACAUAUGAAGUUAUUAGGUGGCAACGAUGAUCGUAAUGGGCGCGGCGACCAAAGUAUUCCGCGCGUGCAGGAAGAGGCAGCUGGCGGCUUUAUAUUUCAACCGCCCGGCACAUCCAUGCACGACAUGGCUGCUGCUGAAUAUGCUGCUCAAUUUGCGCAGAAACGUUGGGCUUGCGGUGAUGAGCAUCCUAUUGAUAACCCCGAUAAAUGGAAGUACAAUCCACCGCCGCAAAUGAACCCGGGCAGUGUAACACCAGGUGCACUACCAGGCGGCGGACCGGGCACCAUUGGACCUAUCGGUAUGGGCGCCAACAUCGGUAGUAUCGGUACGAAUGGUGGUAUGCAUCCAUCGAUGGGUGGACCCUCUCAGAUGGGUGUUGGUCAGAUGGGAGUGGGUGGUGGUAGUGCAGCUGCAACUGCCGCUGGCAUGGCGGCAAUGCAUACUGCUGCUGUGGCCAAGCACAAUCAUAUGAUGUCACAGGUUGUUGCCGCACAACAACAACAUCAACAUCAGCAGCAACAGCAGCAGCAACAACAGCAGCAGCAACAACAGCAGCAGCAACAUCAGCAACAACAACCGCCACACCCGGCACAUCAACAAUCAGCGCAGCAGCAACUUGGUGGCAACGGUAGCCAACAGUUGGCAAUUUCUCACUCACAACAACAACAGCAACAGCAACAACAUCAACAACAACAUGGACCGCCACACCCCUCUCAAAUGACAUCACAUCAACAAUUCGGUUCAAAUUUACUCAAUCAUGCCAUGAAUAAUCCUGCAGCUGCUGCGGCUGCUGCCGCUAUUGCAGCAAGCAUGCAGCCACAACACAUGCAAAUGCCAGGCGGCAUGCAAGCAGGCAAUUGCAAUAUGUACGAUCCAGGGGUGCAUCCAGGUGUGGGCAUGAAUGGUGUGCCAAAGCCACCGGGACCACCCGGUCCACCUGGCGGACCUGGCGAGUUAGUGUACUUCGGUGGACAGCCACCAAAUGCUGCUGCUGCUGCUGCCGCCGCCGCCAUGGGCAUGUUGCCACAAAAUCCUUUUAUGAAUAAUGCUGCCGCGGCUGCUGCUGCCGCAAAUCGUAAUGCAGCAGCGAUCACCACAUCCACUGCCAAAAAGCUAUGGGAGAAGUCCGAUGGCAAAGGUACCGUUUCAGGUGGCGUUACCGGUGGUCCAUUAAAUCCACUACACAUUCCCGGUGUUGGCGAUCAUCCAGUUUGGAAGGAUUCAACAUGGUCCACACAGGGAGAAAAUAUUUUGGCACCACCGCGGCCACGCACUUUCCCACAAGCACCGGAAACGAAUGCGAGCACCAAUGCGGGUAUUCUAAGUCCACGUGACGCCACAAGCGGUUUGGGUGUUAAAAUGGUAGAAUAUGUGUUGGGCGGUUCACCCACUAAUAAGGACAGUCCGCUAUCCAGCCUUGAGCCACGUUUGCGAAGUCUGAAAUUCGAUGAUAAUGAUAAGCCUCACGACGACAAAGAAAAGGCCAAUUCUCCGUUUGACACAAACGGCCUAAAGAAGGACGACCAAGUAACAAAUACUAAUGGCGUAGCCAAUGGCAUCGAUGACGAGAAAGGAUUUAAUCGCACGCCUGGCUCCCGUCAGCCUUCGCCGGCUGAAGAAACGCUGCCACGUAAUCCGGCACUACUCGAUCCCACACAACAUGGUGGCUUCCCAACACAUCCAUUCAAUCACAUGCUCAAUUCCAUGGAUCAUCAAGGUGGACCGGGUACACAAAUGAACUCAUAUCCGCCACAUCAAAUGCAAAUGGGUCAAUUGCAACCGCCUGUAAUGAACGGCGUUGGUGGCAUGCAAAUGGCACAGAGCCCCAUGAUGAACCAUCAGGCACAAGGACCAAAUCAAAUUGAAUCUCCUGGAAAUUUAUUGCAGCAACAACCACCAAAUUUUGAUGUACAGCAACUUUUCCGCUCACAGAAUCCUGGACUCGCCGCCACAAAUGCCGCGGCCGCCGCUGCUGCUGCCGCAGCUGCCACAUCCGCUGCGCCACCUGGUGCACCCAAUGGCACAAUGCAGCCGCAGCAGAUGGCGCAAAUGGCCGCCUCACAGCAAUUUUUGGCCGCACAACAGAAUGCCGCCUAUGCCGCGCAACAAGCGGCUCCCUACGUCAUCAAUCCAGGACAAGAUGCUGCACCCUAUAUGGGCUUGAUAACUGCGCAAAUGCCACAGUAUUACGGUGUACAAUGGGGCAUGUACCCCAGCAAUCUGAUACCACAACAGGGCACACAACCGCGGCGGCCGUUGACGCCAUCGCAACAGGGCGCUGAGAAUCAGUCCUAUCAGGUCAUACCGGCAUUUUUCGAUCAGAGUGGUUCGCUGGUGAUGGGACCACGUACAGGCACACCGAUGCGCCUUGUUAGCCCGGCACCGGUGUUGGUGCCACCAGGAGCGACACGCGCUGGCCCACCACCGCCACAGGGCCCACCACAACUAUAUCCGCCGCAACCACAGACGGCACAACAGAAUUUGUAUUCACAACAGAAUGGUUCAAGUGUUGGAGGACUCGCCUUGAACACGAACUCGCUGACCGGUCGCCGCGAUUCAUUUGAUCGCAAUACAUCCGCCUUCAGCCCUUCAGCAGUUGAUUACAACAACAGCAGCACCAGCACACUACAAGCCGCUGCAGCUGCAGCCGCCGCCGCUGCUGCGGCCGCACGCGGUAAAUGGCCCGGCGCUGUGACCAACAGUUAUGGCGCAUUGAGCGCCACCGCCUCGGCGAGUCCGAUUGGUACGGCCAUUACACCACCACCGCCGCAAUCAUGCCUUGUUACAAAUCGUGCACCUGGCGCUGAAACCAAAUAUCGCCAACAAAUGGGAGUUGGUGCUGUUGGCCUGCCACCAGCCGCUGCUGCGGCACAAGUGGCCGCCGCUGCUGCGGCUGGUAAUAUGUUCGGUUCAAGCAGUUCACUCUUCUCAAAACUGACUAUACCGGGUGGUGCUGCUGCUGCCGCAGCUGCAGCUGCCGCCGCUGCUUCCAACCGUCAUGCAGCAGCCGCUGCCGCUGGCCUAAAUGCAUCUGCAGCAGCUGCUGCUGCAGCCGCCGCCGCCGCCGCCGCUGCAGCUGGUGCACCGCAACCGGGACGUUCCCGUCUACUCGAGGACUUCCGCAAUCAACGCUAUCCGAAUUUGCAGUUACGCGAUUUGGCUAAUCAUAUUGUCGAGUUCUCACAGGAUCAGCAUGGUUCACGCUUUAUACAGCAGAAAUUGGAACGCGCCACAGCUGCAGAGAAACAAUUGGUGUUUAGCGAGAUCUUAGGUUCAGCUUUUAGCUUGAUGACCGAUGUUUUCGGUAACUAUGUUAUACAGAAGUUCUUUGAGUUCGGCACACCAGAGCAGAAAAACACGUUGGGUAUGCAGGUGAAGGGGCAUGUUUUGCAACUAGCUUUGCAAAUGUAUGGUUGUCGUGUCAUACAGAAAGCGCUGGAGAGCAUCUCACCAGAGCAGCAACAAGAGAUUGUGCGCGAAUUGGAUGGCAAUGUAUUGAAAUGUGUCAAGGAUCAAAAUGGUAAUCACGUGGUUCAAAAAUGUAUCGAAUGCGUCGAUCCGUCGGCGCUGCAGUUCGUCAUAAAUGCAUUCAAGGGUCAAAUAUACACACUCAGCACACAUCCAUAUGGCUGUCGGGUUAUACAACGCAUAUUGGAGCAUUGUACCGCCGAGCAGACGCAGCCCAUACUCGAUGAAUUGCAUGAGCACACUGAGCAGCUAAUACAGGAUCAAUAUGGCAACUAUGUUAUACAACAUGUGCUGGAGCACGGCAAGCCCGAAGACAAGUCAAUACUGAUCGCCAGCGUGCGUGGAAAGGUUUUGGUAUUGUCGCAGCAUAAAUUCGCCUCGAAUGUUGUGGAGAAAUGUGUCACACAUGCCACACGCGGUGAACGCACUGGACUUAUCGAUGAAGUGUGCACAUUCAAUGACAAUGCCUUGCACGUCAUGAUGAAGGAUCAGUAUGCCAACUAUGUGGUACAGAAAAUGAUUGACGUCUCGGAGCCGACCCAACUGAAGAAACUCAUGAAUAAGAUACGCCCACACAUGGCGGCAUUACGCAAGUACACCUAUGGCAAGCACAUUAAUGCCAAGCUGGAAAAGUACUUCAUGAAGACAGCCAAUCCAAUAACAACAACAGCAGCAAGCUCAACAAUCGUCUCCACCAGCAUCGCACCCUUAACAACAGCGGCUUGCAGCACAGCGUCUGGCCUAACCAUUACCACGCCUACAAGCAGCAUGACUACCGGUCUCACAGUUGGUACACCCAUAAUGAUACAAGAGAAUGGCAUUAACGUUACACCAGUGGGUCAGACAUCACCAGCAGCAUCAUCAUGCACCGUCUCGACCAACAGCAGCAGCGCCACCUCUGUGGUGACUGCCGUCAAUAGUGGCCUGGGACCCAUUGGCCCCCCCACCGCUAACGGUGUAGCGUUGUAAAGAGCGCGUUGUACAUAAAGCAAUAAAAUAGAUGAUUGCAGUACAAGUGAAGUGAAAUUUUGCAAAAUAUCUGCUAGAGCGUCACACUGAAGGCACACAAUUUUAUUAGUUUAUAACAAUAGUAGCAGCAUUAUAUAGCAUUAAACAGAAAUUGAUUAUAAUUUGAAUGUGUAACUUAGUUUUAAGAUAUGCUGUGUUUUUCUCGAUUUUAUUUAGAUUUUAAAUUCUCCAAAAAAAAAAAAAACACAGACACACUUUAAAAUGCAACAAACCAGAAGAGAUGUGAAAAAAUAUUUCGUGUUGGAAACUAACAGAUUACGCGGUAAUUGCAAAGUAACCAGUAAGAUUAACUACAAGAAUCUCAGUUGAGUAGGAAAACAUGAUUGCGUUAAAUAUGCAGCUCGUAUUUUUAUAAUAUAUUGAAAGUAAAAAACGUUAUCGAAGAGCGUAAAGAAGACACAAUGUCAAACAAACAAAAAGCUAUAUAUAUAUAGCACUCGAUUUAAGAAGCGAACAUAAACGCCUUCAAAAGACAACAAAAUCGUUAACACAAAUGGUAAAUAAAACUCGAUUUGUAAAAAUUUAAACACGAGUAAAAAUUAAAAGAAAAAUCGAAUUGUGCAAAUAUUUAACACAUAUGCAAAAAUAUUUUAAGAAAAACUGAAAAAGUAACAGUUUUAUAAAAAGAAAAUUAAAUUAAAUGAAUAUAAAGAGCAGCGUCGCUUAAGCAGCGUACGCGUUUAAGACUUUUGUAGCGCAUGCGCGCGCGCAACCUUUCUUUUAUGCAAGAGCCAGUCAAACGCAUAUUACUAUGAGAUAAACUAAGCAUGAAUCAUACGAAGAGAACACACACACAAUUGAAUCAUAAAAAAAAUGAAUAACAAAAAGGCGUUAGGUAUAUAUACAAGCAAGCGCUAUAAAAGAAGCUGAAAUGUUUGUAUAAAAAGAAAAACACAAGAAAUAACAUGAAAAUAAGUUUAGUUUAAAAAAAAAACAGUAUACUAUGUAUUUAUAAAAGUAAUUUUUUAGCAGCUUGCCGUUAUUUACACACUCUCGUCACACACGCGUGUCACUGCUCGUUGUCAUAAAAGAGCCAACGUAGCAAGCUUAGUUAGUGGCAGCGCAUAAUUAUAGGCUUGUGUGUAAGACGGCGCUUUAAUUUAACACGUGUGUUGCUGCUACAAUUUUUUAAUAGUAGUCAUUUUAGAAGCUUCUCAUUUGUAAUUUAUUAGCAAAUGCAAGCAUAUAACCAUACAAACAACACACACAUACACAACACAUGCAAAGUAAGAAAAGAAAAUCGUGCAACGCUAGCAUUUUAUGAAAGAACAUAUAGUUCGCCAACAAUGCUUAAAACCAAGGACUUUUAUAUAUAAAUUAAACUAACUAAUAACAUAAACAAACUAAACUCACUAAGGACUUGUUGCGCACAAAUUGGUAGUUUUUCGUUGAGCGAACGUGCUUUGAAUAUUUGAAGCGAUCUUUUCCGUGAGCAAUUGGAAUGUCUUGUAUAAAAUGCAUGUAAAAAAUGUUCAUACAAAUUCAUGUACAAAUUUCAUAACACAAAAUAGUAGAGUGUAAAAAAAAAAAUAUUUCAUACAAAAAUUUCUAUGGAAACCAAAUUACGUUACAUUUAAUAUAAAAUUGUCAAUAACAUUGAUUUCGUAAACUUAACUGCAUGCAUAAAUUAAAUGUUUGUAAAUCCAAAAGUAUCUACUGCGGCUGUAAUAUUUUGAACUGUUGCAAUGUGAAAAUCAAGUAAUAGUUAGCAAUUACUAUGUAUUAUAUGGAAUUCUUCUGUGCGAAAAUAUUAUACAUAUAAAAUUUUCCAAUUGCGUUUGUGUAAAAGCUAUAUUCAACAGCGAAAAAUAUGUAUUUAGCAAAUGCUAAAUAAUUGUAUGAUGUUUUAUGUCGUUUGGUACAAACACAAUUUUUUAAUAGCAGUUAAAGUAAAAAACUUCAUUUUCCUAAUAUACAUACAAUUUUUAAUUAACCGCUAACAAUAAUUUUCACAACAGACACACAAAGUUAGCGCCGCUUUUAUGACAGAAAAGCAGAGAAGCUUAUAAUAUAUCAUUGCAUGUAAAUAACAUCAUCAUUCGUAGCUACAAAAUAACAUAAUUUCUCUAUAGACGUUGAAAAUUCGUUUCCAUAUUAAAAUAUGAAUUGAAAUUAUUUGUAAAAUAUGUAAUAUUUUGUAAAAAAAAAAAAAAGAUGUAAUAUUGUGUAAAAAUUUUAAUAAUUUGUAAAAAACAAAAGUAUAAAUAAUUUGUAAAUGCGCCCUUUAGUAUUAAUAGACACGAAAAGUAGAACUUGUACAAACUAUAUUUACGCUUUGGCUCGUGUGUGCUACGAGUUUCGACAUGCAAAGCUCACAAACAAGUUCGCUAGACACACACACGCUUAUGCAAAUUCGCUGCAAUGAACGGUAACCAUUUUGUGCGCAAAAACGUAAUCAUUUGUGCGCUGUUGCAAGAAAAUGAUUACAAACACAUAUUGUAAUUUGUAUGCGUUCGUUAAUAUACAUACAUAUAUACAUAUAAAGUACAUAAUACGUAAGCACUGUAAAUGUAAGCGUAAUAUUAUAUAUUUUUAGAGUAAAGCAACAACUGAUAAGUGACGCAAACUAGCAACUUUUUUUUGUAACCAAAAGGAAAGAGGAUUUAUCUGUAUGUAAUAUAAAAAAAGGUUUACUGCUGAUAGUAUUGAAAAGGAAAAAUUUUAAACUUUUGUAGUAAUUGUAAGCGAAAAGGGGAAUGCUGUUAAACAAAGCGCGAAAGACAGUUGAAAAUAUUGAAAAUUUUGUUAAAUGCAAUUUGUAAUUAAAAUUUUGUUCUAUAAUAAUGUAUUUGUAAUAAAAGAGUGUGUGUUUUAUUUUGUUUGUUAGCAACCAUAAAAUAGCAUAUAAAAAAAUAUUAUAUAAAAGCUCUUUUUACGACACGCCACCCCCAAAAAUGACUCGAAAAAAUUAUGUGUUUUUAAAAAUAGCAAGCUAAUGAAAUUUAUGUAUUAAAAAUAAAACCCUAAUUAAUAAAUAUGUAUUAUACAAAAAAAGAGAAAAUGUAAAAUUAAAACAUAAAACAUAAAAAGCAUGCUAUUGCCACGUGGAAAAUAUGUAAAAUAUAUAUAUAAUAGUAGUUGAAAAAGUAAAUAAUAUAAAUAUAAAAAGUAAAAUAUUAAUUUAAAAUAAAACUAAAAACUGUAAGCAUUGUAUUGUAAAGCGUGUAAGUCAAAUUAACGCAGCAGUAAACGCUGUCGUUUGCCGACUACAUUCGUUCGUACACUACUGCGAAUUCGUUUGUGCAUUUGUAAGCGCGUACUCUACGUAACAUCUGUAUGUAUGUACAAAAAAAUGUUUUAUGUAAAAUUUUGUAAAAAAAAAAUGUGCGAAAUUAAUUCAAAAUAUACAAGCAUUAAAGCAGAAAACAUGUGCAUGUUCAAGCAAAUUAAUUUUUAAGCUUGUAGACAAUUGGAAAACAACAGAAGUUGUUGCAUGAAAAAUGAAUUUAAGAAAUAUUUUUGUUGUUAGUAAAGUUAACUGCGAUUGACGCUUACGCACUGGCAAUAUACAUAUUUUGCGCUCAUUCACACUGCAAAGCACGAAAUUGUGUAAAAGUUAAUUUAACGUUUUUGUAGUUGUUCCGGUAAAGUAUUUGCAGUUCAAAUAACAGAGACAUGAUUAUAUAUUUUUGAUUGCUAAAUAAACUAAAUUUUUGCAUAUUAAUUAGAAUGAAAUGCUUAACUAAGCCGCUACACAAAUGGUAGGCAACAAAAAUUUGAAUAACCGUAUUUCGUUAAUAUAACGCUACAGGCAAAUAUUGCACAAUAAUAUUAAUAAUAUUAUUUUCACAGACAUAUUUUUGUGCUUGCUGCAACAUAGCGUGUAAGUUACAAAUAAAUUCAAGCAGUUAGUCAGAGAUGCAUGUAGCAAUAGGGACAAAAGUUCACUCGAUCGACGUAACUGUAAAAUUUUAAUUAAACGUGAAAAUAAGUUGACAAAAUAUGGCAAUUUGUCAAAAGUUGGCAUUGUCGGCUAUUAAAGCAAGGAAAAUAAAAUUUAUUUAUAACAAAAACCACACAACCUGUCUGAUUAGAUUUCAUAUUGUAGUAUACAACUACGAAAUACACAUUUAUAAAUAAAUAAGAUAAACGUAUAAAACAUGAGCAACUUAAUGGAAAAGAAUUUUACAUUUUAUCACAAAUAUAUGCGAACUCUUAUAAAUACGCAUACAAACAUACUUUUCACUCUCUAUAAAUAAAUAAAUAUAUAUUUAUUUAUAUAUAUAUACAUAUAUAAUAUACUUAUUACUGAACAUGUAGUUAUUAUUAAUACAAUAUAAUAAUGUGUAUUAUUUAUAUAAAGAUUACCAGUAAAAUCGUAUAAAUAUGUAGUAUUUGUAAAAGAAUUUAAAUAUUUAACUGUAGUGCAUAUGUUUAUAAAAUUCGUACAUAUAAAAAAAAAUAAAUAAAUAAAUAAACAAAAAUAAAAAUAUUUACUUAUGUAGCCUGUAAAAAUACGAAAAGCAGAAAAUAAAAACAGACUUACUGAAUAUUCAAAGUAAAAUGCAUAACAUGUAGAAAAAGUAAUAACUUUGAAAAUGAAAAACAAAAAAAAAACAUAAAAAACACGCAAGUAAAUGCUAAGCACACUUAAGUAGGCUAACUAGCAAGCGAGCAAGCAAACAGCGUUAUUGCAGCGGAAAUCUUUAAUUAUGUAUACACAUAAAUGAAGCACAUGCACAGAUAUGCAAGUAGCUACAACAACAAUAAGAUUGCAAGCAUUCUAGUUGGAAAAGGCGCAUAAGUUGCAGAAAUUAUACAAAAAUUUUGUUUUAUGUAGAUAACAUAAAAAUGUUGCAGAUAUAGCAAAAAUUAAGCAAAAUGUUUUUGACUUUUAUUUUAAAAAGAACAAUUUAAAACCUAAAUUAGGAGCCGAAAUUAACGGCCGAAAAAGUUGACUUUAAACUUUAAAAUUAUGUAAUUUUUUUUUAUCUUUUUACAACAACAACAUGCCAACAUUAUGUAAUUUCUGAAAUGAAAAUGCGCCGCAAUGAAAUCAAACAGUUAAAAAAACUCACAGAAAACAGUGGCUAGCAUACACACAUUUUCAAUUAAAAACAGAUUUUUAGUUUACAUAAAAAUUUCGUCUAAAUAGACAGUUAUUAUUUUUAUGCAAAAUUAUGCUGCAGCUAGUAACAAUAUUUCUGCAGCAUUCUAAGUAAGCUAAAAAGGCACGAUUUAUUUGUGUAUUUCAUAAGUUUAAACUUAAUUUAAUAAUUUAAGUAUAUUUUUUUUAUUUUUAUUUUUUAUUUUAAUGCAUUUUUUUUAUAAACUCUAAACAAUUUAUAUAUGUUAGUGUGUGUAUUUAUUGCUCUAUGGUGUUUUUUUCCACUAUAUAUUAACCAACAAACACGACUUUUUAACAUAUUUAACUGCGUGUGUUUAAUAUAAUACCUAAUAAAAAUGUCUAUGUACGUUGUAUGUAAUAGUUUUUUCGUAUUGCUAGUAUUUUUAAUAAAUUUUUUUUAGUUAUUUAAAUAACAAAAUAGUCAAAAUUAUUUGUAAAUGUACGAUUUUGUAACAAAGAACAACAACAAGUACUGCAAAAUGUACUAAAUUGUAAUGUAUUGUAUGUAAUGUAAUGUAUAACUACCAAACCUAAUUCACUUACUAACUGUAUUUGUAUAAUAUUUUUUGUAAUAAAAUGAAAUUGUAAUUUUUGCCUCAACUUGAUUUGCAUCGAAGUGAUCAAAGCCAAACAACUACAAAAAAAAAAAAAAAAAACAAAAAUGCAAAAACGAAAAAUUGUGUAAACAAGACAAACUGUAAAAAUUUAUAUUUUCAGCUGUAGCGAUUGCAGCGAAAAUUGUGUUAUUUGUAAAAAGAGAAAUGUAAAAAACAACAACUUCCACAAACCACACAACUCCUACAAUCCACACAUUGCGUAUUCAUUCUGCUAAUGAGCUUGUUUAUAACUGCACACUGUGUUAGCCGCCUAUAUGGUACAUACAUUUAUACAUACAUUGUACAUCUAACUGCAUACCAAUUUGAUUUUUCAUGAAUAAAGCAAAAAGAAAUGCAUUAGUCGUUUUAAAUGCUUGUACAACAGCAAAUAUAUACAUUUAUAUAUACCUAUAUGUAUAUGUAUAUACAUAAAUAUACAUGCAUACAUAUGUAUGUAUGUGCAUGCAUAUGCGUACAAUAUUUUAAGUGAAACAUGAGGUCAAUUCAUUAUGAGUAUCAUUAUUGUUUAAUUCACUUCUUUGAUUUACAUAUAUACAUACAUACAAAAAUAUAUAUAAACAAUGCAACAGCUGCAAAUAUUCAAGCGUAAUAAGCAAAAAUAUCUUUUAGUUAUUUGUAUGUUAACUAUGUCAUUACUUUGUAGUAUUUCUUCUUAUAUAACUUUAUUUAACUAAGGAAAAACAAGCGAACGUUUGACUUUUAUGUAAACCAACCAAUCAAUGCAACCACCACGCCUAUUUUGUAGGUAUUUCUAAUUUUACGCAUUUCAUGUUUCUAAAUAUUUUAAUAAUUAUUAUUAUCAUAAAUAUUAUUGCUAUUAUAAUUACUAUUAUGUUUAUGUGCAUAAGUUAGCGUUGUGACAUUUAUAUACAUAUGUAUACAACAUACAGACAUAUAUGUAUAUACACACGCCUACCUAACAUACCAAAACUACUACCUAACUACCUUUCAACAAAUGUCAGACAUACAUACAAACAUACUUCACUAAGAAACUUGUUCAUUCUUACACAUGCAUACAUAUAUAGUACAUAAUAAUUAGUUUUUUUUUUCAAAGUAAAUACAAACAAAGAAAUUGUAAUUGUAAUUUUAUGUAAAACACAAAUAUAUUUAAAAGAAAUUUGACAAAAAAAAAAAACUUGCAAAUUUUUAUUAUUUCCCAUUGGAUACCUUUCGUAUUGGUAAUUUAGCAUUUAUGAUUUUUGCAGCUGCAACGCUUAUAUAACAUACGACAUAUGUCUUAUAUAUAUUGUACGAUGUCGGCAAAUCGAACGUCUAUUGAAGAAUGGUGAUUUUAUAAUGUGAAGUGGUGAGUGUACGUUUACUGAACGCUGCUAUUGGCGUUGUGAAAGGGGGUAUUCUGGUUUAGAAGCCCGAAUUUUAGGCUCUUUCGGACCCAAUAAACAAAAACAACAAAUAUUUUUACUAUAAAUUUUCUAUUGUUUUUGUUUUUUAUUGAUAUUUAAAGAGUACAAAUCAUUUAUAAUAUUAAAAAAAAAAACUCCAAAAAUUCCAGGCCAACAAAGUGGGGACUGAUGAAAAAUUGGCGUAUCCUGGUGUGCAGGAUAUCAGUACUAUCAGUAAUCUGAAAUGGAAAUUUUCGAGUGAUCCUUAAAGAGAAAGGAUGUAGUUAUAGCACUGCGAGAGGAUUUUGGAGAAAAAAAAUGUACACAAUAUGGCGACCGUUUGAAAAAUAUGUUUCGUUAUUUCCCUGAUUUUUUGCCGUUCGGAAUUUUUAAAAAAUACAAACAAAAAUUCUCUCGUAGUGCGAUAGUAUAAUGUAUAAAUAAGCUCUGUAGAAAAUUUCAAGUAAAUCGAUUGAGUAGAACUUGAGUUAUCAUGCAGAUUGUUUCUAAAAAUGUAGUUCAGAAAAAAAAACGACUUUAAAAUUUAAGGCCGAGUCGCGCGUCACCCGAACCGUUCAACAGCGUGUUAGAAAAUGUGCUGUAACUCCGAAAAUAAUUGAAAUUUCAAAAAAUCAUUUUAGGGACAUAUUCUUAAAGGGUUAUACUACAAAAAUAUGCAAAUUUUUCUUAAAUUUCUAAACCAGAAUACACCCUUAAGCAAGUAGUAGUGAUUGAUGUUGAAGCGCACACCAGCAUUCUAGUUCACAUAUUAAAAUAGAUCAAAGCUUAUGCUCUUCUUAAAAUUCGUAUAAUCCGCUUAUAAUUGUCAAAAUCGGAACUUAAAUUGAAAAAAUAAUUUAUAAACCUAAUUUGGUGGUCGAAUCAGAAGUUGCAUUGGUUACUGGCUGUCAGUAACAAUUUCAUGCUCUGCUAAUGGAUUUUUAGUUUUACUUUUUACUUUACGUCGACUUUUCUUUUCAUCUUGUGCUAUUUUUCCGAUAACAAAUUUGUAUUGCUUUUAGGGCAGUUAAAAAAGAAAAUAUAUAGAUUUUAUGUCAACCUGUACAAGCACAGUUUAAGCGGAUUCAAAAUCUCUUUUAAGGACGGCGAUAACUGAAUAUCUUAAGCGAGACUAUUAUUUUGUUGUAGUUACCGGAAAUGCAACCAGUAUUUCCAAUUAUUCCCUCGUUUAUCAGUUGUAUACAUUGGUGAUUACUCUCAGAGAGUUUCUAGUUAGUUUCGUUGCCAUAACAAUAACUCGGUUAAAUGGGCGAAAGCGUAUAAACUACACUUAUAAUUUGUUACGCUUCAUUGCAAAAAAACGAUUAGCUAAACUAUAUGAAUUAUAAAGGUUUUAAAUUUAUACAAUUUAUACACCACUAGCUCUUAGUGUUAUCAUUUCUCUAACCUUAAAUCUCUAAAAUUUUGUUAAGCGCACUUUACAUCCAACAUAAUUUAAAAUCCUAAGAGUUUAGUAAUUUAUGUACAUUUUUGUGUAGCUACAUGAAAAUGAUUGCGUAAAUAAAAAGUUAUGCAAGCUAUAAAAAAACGUUUCAUAGCGCACAGGUAAAUAUUUAUAAAAUACAUGGUUGUCGCUAUUAAACAUUAGGUUACUGAUAUGCAUAGCCUUAAAAAAUAGCGCGAAACAAAAUAGAAGCGUCACCUGACGGAAUUUUUCGCAUUAAAAAUAAACAUACACAUUUGAUACAAAUCGGCGCUUUAUAGCAAACAAUCCUGGACACAUAACCUUAAAAACGUUGUAAACUAAACUAUAGAUCUCAAAAAGAGCCUAGCAUUUCUAAGGCACCAUUAAAGUUUGGUUUUUGUGCGUUUAAACAGAGCACACAAUAUUUGUGGUAUUAUUACUAAACAUCUUAGUUUAAUAAUUAUAUGAAUAUUGUGGAGCGGCAAAUCAAAUUGAUGUAAAACGCUAUGGCAUCACUGUAAUGAAAAGGCAACAUACUGUCAAAAAUAGUUGCUUAAAGAACAGUCGCGGAAAUUGACAGCUAAUGUUUUAUUAUUUUUAGCAAUUUUUGAAUUAAUUAGAUUAAAAUAAUAAAUUCUCUUUUUGAAAUCCUGUCAAAUUAUUAAAUUUAUUUAGAACAAAUACAUACUUGAAAAAACGUCAACUUAAAUACAAAACAAAAAAUCAAAAUUAAACUUCUAAAGCACUUACAAAAAAUACAUGAAAAAAUGUAUGCGUAUAUAACGGUCUUAUGUAUGUAUAGUAAACUGUAAGAAGUAUGCGUUUAAUGUCAUAACUGAGUAUAAUCAUAAUUCAAGGUAUAUUUGUGUUAUAGUUCUACAUAUGUAUGUAUAUAGUGCGUAUGUAGAUCAAGUAUAUGUAUGUACAAUAAUGUACAUACAGAGUACAUAAAUAUUUUGUAUGCAAACGCGAAAUGCGAUUUUUUUGUAAAUUGUAUAAAAUGAAUACAUAAAUAAAUACAUACAUAGAAAUGAUAGAUAACAAAGAUAAUAAAUAACGGUCUAGCUGAAACUAAAAGAAUAGAAGAGUAAAAUUACAGAAUAAUAUCACUUAAAGAACAUUUCGAGUUUUUCUACAAAGUCAAAGUUAAUGAAGAGCUAUUUUUUAUAAAACAACAGCAAUUGUGUAACGGUACUUUGUACUCGUAGGUUUUAUGGCAUGUGCAACAUUUUUCAAAACGACAAGCAGUUGGUGAAGUGGCGCAAGUUUUAAAAAACACAACUUAUUAUCAAUAAAAGUAAAAUUUAUAGUAAUCUAGUAACUGCCCAACAGUUGAAGACGCAUACAUACAACAAAUAUAAGUAAAACUUGAACAAAAAA